Messenger RNA from Triticum aestivum (bread wheat), 1686 nucleotides. Its product is annotated as transcription initiation factor IIB-like. Gene Ontology annotation, cellular component: nucleus; transcription preinitiation complex. Lineage: Eukaryota; Viridiplantae; Streptophyta; Magnoliopsida; Poales; Poaceae. Gene Ontology annotation, biological process: transcription preinitiation complex assembly; DNA-templated transcription initiation. Gene Ontology annotation, molecular function: TBP-class protein binding. The transcript has a single exon. The record is from RefSeq and is a predicted model, not a curated record. The coding region runs from base 59 to 1012 and encodes 317 amino acids.
CCAACCCGUCGCCACAACUGCGCACACGGCGGCGGCGGCGGCAGCAGCAGCAGCAGCCAUGUACACCAGCACCUGCUCCGCGGCCGACGAGCGCGUGUACUGCCCGGAGUGCCGCCGCGCGACGGAGGUUGUCCUGGACCACGGCACCGGCGACACCAUCUGCACCGAGUGCGCGCUCGUCCUCGACGCGCACUACAUCGACGAGGGUUCCGAGUGGCGCAACUUCGCCGACGACGGCGGCGGCGACGACCGCGACCCCAGCCGCGUCGGCACCUCCGGCGACCCCUUCCUCGCCGCCAAGCUCUCCACCGUCAUCGACUACACCAACAAGACCAAGAAGUCCUCCGCCACCGGCGUGGCGACAAAGGCCCCGCCGAGGAUGUCGGUGCCGGACGCGGGGGUGGCCUCCGAAAACACCCUCGUCGACGGCUUCCGCGGCAUCGCCGACAUGGCCGACCGGCUCGGCCUCGUGGCCACCAUCCGGGACCUGGCCAAGGAGACGUUCAAGAAGCUGGACGAGGCCAAGGGCUGCCCGCGCGGCCGGAAGCGGGACUCCGUCUACGCCGCCUGCCUCUACAUCGCCUGCCGCAACCUCGGCAUGCCGCGCACGUACAAGGAGCUCGCGUCCGUCACCGCCGGGGGCGUGGCCGCCAAGAAGGACGUCGGCAAGAUGACGACGCACAUCAAGAAGCUCCUCGGGGAGGAGGACGGCCAGGUGAUGGACAUCGGCGUCGUCAGCGCCACUGACUACCUGCGCCGCUUCUGCUCCCGGCUCGGCCUGGGCAACCAGGAGGUGCGCGACGCACAGGAGGCCGUGCGGAGGGUCGAGCAAGGGCUCGACGUGCGCCGCAACCCGGAGUCGGUCGCCGCCGCCAUCAGCUUCAUGGUCGUGCAGCGCGCCGGCGCCGGCAGGUCCGUCAAGGAAGUGUCCGUCGCCACCGGCGUCGCCGAGGGCACCAUCAAGGAGGUGCACAAGGACCUCACCCCGCACGCCCAGAUGCUCUUCGGCUGAGCCUGAGCGCCCACGACAUUAACGCUUCUUGAUCCUUAGGCAGGUCCUUGGCACAUGCAUGCAUGUUUGCCAUGUCCACAACUCCAAACGUGUGCUGUUCUUGGCAACUAUCUUAGUCUUGGACAUGUGAAGUUUGUGUUGGACUUCGUUUCUAAGUGCUGAAUCAUAUCAUUCGUGAAUGAAUCUGUGCUUAGUUCGUUUGAUCCGAUUAAACUCAUGAACUGACGUCUCAGACACGGUUGCCAAGUACGCUACUCCUACUCGUGAAUUAUAAUGGUCUCAUGAACUAAUAAUUUCGAGGGCUGACAUUUUUCACCGAGAUUUCACCCAUUACAAUAAACUUUAUGUUCCGGUGGAAAAGGCGAUGACUUUUUAGUCUCAAAAAAGAAGGCCGUGGCGACCCUUCAAUACCGGCUAGGUUCAAACAACAUUCAAAUUUUGGUUGAAUCCCAUUCAAAAUGAAACCAGAAUGACCAGAUUGAAUACUGAAAUAGGUGACUUUGGUGCAAUUUAAUCCAACAAAAUAUGAUGUCUAUUCUGGCCAGAUCAUCUGACUAAUGUCAGAUACAUAUGCCAAAGUACCGAAAGAAUCUUUCUGUGUUUAUACACCUACUGAAAGAAUCUGACAUGGGUUGUUGAGUCGAGGUGACUCAACCAUGUUGCUUUCGCGGUGG